Molecule: messenger RNA, 967 nt
Organism: Oryctolagus cuniculus (rabbit)
Lineage: Eukaryota; Metazoa; Chordata; Mammalia; Lagomorpha; Leporidae
Source: RefSeq, a predicted model, not a curated record
UCCCGGCUUGACGUCAUCGGCAGGCGCCGCAGCGCAGUGGCGGGCACGCGCAGCCGGGAAGAUGUCUCCGACGCCGCCGCUCUUCAGUUUGCCCGAAGCGCGGACGCGGUUUACGAAAUCUACCAGAGAGGCCUUGAACAACAAAAAUAUCAAGCCAUUGUUGAGUACUUUUGGCCAGUUACCUGGAAGUGAAAAUGAAAAAAAAUGUACCCUUGACCAGGCUUUCAGAGGGGUUCUUGAAGAAGAAAUUAUAAAUCAUUCGUCAUGUGAAAACGUUUUAGCUAUUAUUUCUCUUGCUAUUGGGGGAGUAACUGAAGGUAUUUGCACUGCAUCUACACCUUUUGUAUUAUUGGGAGAUGUUUUGGAUUGUCUUCCUUUGGAUCAAUGUGACACAAUAUUCACUUUUGUGGAAAAAAAUGUUGCUACUUGGAAAUCAAAUACAUUUUAUUCCGCUGGGAAAAACUAUCUACUGCGUAUGUGCAAUGAUCUCCUAAGAAGAUUAUCUAAAUCGCAGAAUACGGUCUUCUGUGGACGAAUUCAACUCUUUUUGGCCAGGCUUUUUCCUCUAUCUGAGAAAUCAGGUCUUAACCUGCAGAGUCAGUUUAACCUGGAAAAUGUCACUGUUUUCAAUACCAAUGAACAGGAAAGCACCCUGGGUCAGAAGCACACAGAGGAUAGAGAAGAAGGAAUGGAUGUAGAAGAAGGUGAAAUGGGAGAUGAUGAAGCUCCAACAACUUGCUCCAUCCCAAUUGAUUACAACCUGUAUCGAAAAUUCUGGUCACUUCAGGAUUACUUCAGGAACCCCGUGCAAUGCUAUGAGAAGAUUUCAUGGAAAACUUUUCUUAAGUAUUCUGAAGAAGUUUAUGCAGUUUUUAAAAGUUAUAAAUUAGAUGAUACUCAGGCCUCAAGGAAAAAGAUGGAAGAAUUGAAAACAGGAGGAGAACAUGUAUAUUUUGCAAAAUUUUAA